This is a messenger RNA of Agrilus planipennis (emerald ash borer), 2338 nucleotides long. It is a transcript of the gene HBS1, whose product is annotated as HBS1-like protein. Lineage: Eukaryota; Metazoa; Arthropoda; Insecta; Coleoptera; Buprestidae. The record is from RefSeq and is a predicted model, not a curated record. The transcript is spliced from 9 exons. Gene Ontology annotation, molecular function: GTP binding; GTPase activity. The coding region runs from base 148 to 2106 and encodes 652 amino acids. Gene Ontology annotation, biological process: translation.
AUAGUAAAAUAACAAAGUCAAAGGUUACGGCAGUUUGUUUUCACGUCUUGUUUUUAUUAAUUGCAAAAAUGCAUAAUAAGAAAAGAAAUUCUAGGAAACAAAUGAUUUAAAAUAAUAAAAGUGCUUAAAGACAAAACUCCUAAGAAAAUGUCGAGACAUCGCAAUGUGAGAUCCAUGAACUACUCAGAAGAGUACGAUGGAUAUGAUGAUGUUUACGGACAUUCUGUGGAAGAUGACUACUGUGUUUCUCCUAGUGAAGCUGCUUUUAUGUAUGAUAGAGAAGGAUCAAAAAAUAAACAAAAAAUAGGAGCAUUUUUUCAAACAGUGUCAAAUAUAGCCGAGGAACACGAAGGAGAAGUUGAUUCAAAAGGCUCUGGUUCUGACAUCGAGGAAGCCCGUUUACAGUCUUGCAUUGAUCAGGUCAAAGAAACUUUAGGUUCAUCAUUUUCCAUUAAAGAAAUAGUUUUGUCUCUCAAAAAAAAUAAUUUCGAUAUUGAAAAAACCAUAAAUGAUUUAUUGAUGAAAAGGGCUGAUGGAGAAUUAAAACAGGAAACUGACAAAAAAGGGAAAGCCAUUACAACUCCUCAUCCGCAAAAGGCCCAGGUGGUUAGUUCGAAUCAAACAACUGUUAACGUAACAAAAGGAUUCGAUCUUGCUCAGAAGGAUAUUAGUCGACUAUGUCCUACGCCGCGUUCCGAAUCACCUGGAUCAGGACGCGUUACGCCCAUAAACGUUCAGUCCAAUGAAAAUGAGGAAAAACCUAAGCAUAAAUCUUAUGGCAAAGACGACGUUUUAAAUAAUUAUAAAAAGGACAGAAGCGGCGAGAAAGAACAUUUGUAUAUGAUUGUUAUUGGUCAUGUAGAUGCUGGGAAGUCUACGCUUAUGGGACAUUUACUUUGUGCCCUGGGCCAGGUGAAUCAGAAAACUAUGCAUAAAUAUGAGCAGGAAAGUAGAAAAUUAGGUAAACAGAGCUUUGUAUAUGCGUGGGUACUAGAUGAAACAGGAGAAGAGCGAAACAGAGGCAUCACAAUGGAUGUGGGGAAGUCACAGUUUGAAACGAAUAGUAAAAUUGUGACGUUGCUGGAUGCUCCGGGACACAAAGAUUUCAUACCGAACAUGAUAGCAGGAGCGGGUCAAGCAGACGUUGCUGUAUUGGUAGUUGAUGCAACAAGGGGUGAAUUCGAAACAGGUUUCGACUAUGGUGGUCAGACGCGGGAACAUGCUCUUCUGGUGCGUUCACUGGGAGUGAGUCAACUGGCCGUCGCAAUUAAUAAAUUAGAUACAGUAAACUGGUCCAAGGAACGAUUUGACGAAAUUAUUCAGAAAUUGAAGGUGUUUCUAAAACAAGCCGGAUUUAAAGAUAAUGACGUUGCAUUUGUACCGUGCAGCGGCCUUACUGGUCAAAAUUUAGUCGUUAAACCUACCCAAAAGGAACUUAUCGAAUGGUACCAAGGACCCACUUUAAUUGAGGUCAUUGAUAACUUCAGAGUUUCUGAACGCCCAAUUCUUAAACCCCUUAGGUUUUCCGUAAAUGAUGUUUUUAAGGGUACAGGUUCUGGUUUCUGCGUUUCUGGAAAAGUUGAAACAGGAAGUUUGUCAGUCGGUGAUAAAGUGCUUAUUUGUCCGAGCAGAGAAGUUGCUUCGGUAAAAGGUCUGUUAACUGACGAUUCUCCGAAACAGGUCGUUUAUGCAGGUGACCAAGCGCAGGUAACUCUUUCUGGUAUAGAAAUGCAAAAUGUGUCAGUAGGGAACAUAAUUUGCGACCCGCAAAACCCUGUACAUGUCACUACGAAAUUUCAAGCGAGGGUAGUUAUUUUUAACAUCGCAGUACCCAUUACUAAAGGAUAUUCCGUCGUUUUACAUCAUCAGAGUUUGGUUGAACCAGUAAUUGUCAGUAAAUUGAUUGCGCAAUUAAAUAAAAGUACAGGCGAAGUUAUUAAGAAGCACCCAAGGUGUCUCACGAAAAAUACGAGCGCUCUAAUUGAAAUACAAGUAUCCAGACCUAUCGGUGUCGAACUAUAUAGUGAUUGCAAAGAACUUGGUAGAAUUAUGUUAAGAGUUGGUGGUGCUACUAUCGCUGCUGGACUUAUAACGAAAAUUUUAUAAUUGUUUCUUGCAUUUCCCUGAUGUUCUUUUCCAUUUAAUUAACUGGCCAGAUUAAAUACACUUUUGUUGCCUUUUUUACGCCUAUUGUACGAAAUAAGGCUGAAUUUUAUUGCAGUUGUCUGUUAGGGAAUUAUUUCCUUCUUUAACAUUGUGCUAUUUAAACAAUAUUAUUAUACAAAAAAUGUUUGAUUAUUUUAAAUAUUAAUUGUAUUCAAUAUUAAGCAGCACCUAU